Macrobrachium nipponense is the source of this 1457-nucleotide messenger RNA. It is a transcript of the gene eIF2beta, whose product is annotated as eukaryotic translation initiation factor 2 subunit 2-like. Gene Ontology annotation, cellular component: eukaryotic translation initiation factor 2 complex. The transcript is spliced from 9 exons. Gene Ontology annotation, molecular function: mRNA binding; translation initiation factor activity; translation initiation factor binding. Lineage: Eukaryota; Metazoa; Arthropoda; Malacostraca; Decapoda; Palaemonidae. Gene Ontology annotation, biological process: translational initiation; formation of translation preinitiation complex; formation of cytoplasmic translation initiation complex. The record is from RefSeq and is a predicted model, not a curated record. Bases 139 to 1143 code for a protein of 334 amino acids.
ACCUUCAGCAAGAUAAACAACAAGAAGAUGGUCGGAGAGGUCGCAGCAGCAGCAGCCCCUUCGUCUAUUGUUUAUGGUGGUGGCUGACGAAAUCCGUCUGGAGAUUUCUUCCGUUUAGAAUAUCGACUGAACGCCGCGAUGGCCGAGGAAGAAUUCAUCUUUGAUCCCAACCUCAAGAAAAAGAAAAAGAAGAAGACCGGCUUUAACUUGGACGCAGCUCUUGCUGAUAGUGGCGGAACCCCAAUUGUUGAACCUUCUCCCACACCAGAAAAUGUUGAGGCUCCGGAACCAAAAGAAACCACACCAGAGAUGGAUGAGAUUGAACUGUUUGGCAAGAAAAAACCCAAGAAAAAGAAGUCAAAACCUUUCAACUUAGAGGAAUUAAAUGAUGCACUGCCCGAUGGUAAAGAGACUUACACCGGUGGAGACGAAGAAAACAUUGACCCUGCUACCACUGUGGUAGCGGAGGUGGAGGACUUUGAUGUUGACAUGGACUUCAGUAAAGCAAAAAAGAAGAGGACAAAGAAAAAGAAGCUCGACACCCUUAUUGCAGAGGAAGAUGCCAUUGAUGAUAAAGAUGGUGACUUGGAGGAGACUGUUGUAUGUGAGGAAAUCAGAGAAUCAGGCGAUGGCUGGACAGGCACAGAGAGAGAUUACACUUAUGAUGAGCUGCUGGAACGCGCAUUUAACCAACUACGUGAAAAGAACCCUGAAAUGGCCACCGGUGAAAAGAAAAAGUUUGUUAUGAAGCCCCCUCAGGUUGUGAGGAUUGGUUCCAAAAAGACAGCCUUCGCCAACUUUUCAGAAAUUUGCCGUCUUCUUCACAGAUUGCCGAAGCAUGUACUUCAGUUUCUUUUGGCUGAAUUGGGUACUUCUGGAAGUAUUGAUGGUAAUAAUCAGUUAAUUAUCAAAGGCAGGUUCCAGCAAAAACAAAUAGAAAACGUUUUAAGAAGGUACAUUAAAGAAUAUGUCACUUGUCAUACAUGUCGAUCUCCUGACACAAUUUUACAAAAGGAUGCUCGUCUCUAUUUUCUUCAGUGUGAGCAGUGUAAUUCAAGAUGUUCUGUAGCUCCUAUCAAGUCAGGUUUCCAGGCUGUUGCCAACAAACAACAGAGACAAGCUAUCAGAGCAAGCAAGAAUUAGGAAUUUGUAUAGUUUUAGUGUAUUAAAUAAAUUUUUUGCUAGAUCUUUAUGUGCGUGGAAGUGGUUUUAGUUUAUAUUGUUGAAAUGACAUCGUGGAAGUGUUUGAUAACUUUGACAAGAGUAAAUCACCUGCUAGGUUCCUUUGAUGCUGUUUAUGUAAUCUUUUUUAAAAAUUCUGUUCACAAUAGCUUUGAGAGGGCUUUUGAAGUUUUCUUAUUUAAAAAAAAAUACAUGACAUCUUCUGUUGUAGCCUCAAAAAGUUGCAGUUUUUCAUGAAAAUGUACUAAAAUUCUAAUAAAAAAAAUCUCCCGUAA